ACACUCGUCCACGCCUCCAGUCCAGACCCGUCCUGUCCCGUCCAGACGCCCGCCCUGAUGGCCGAGGCGGACCCCCAGCAGCAGCAGGCGGACCGCGGGGCGGGGAGCCUGCCCGGCCUGCUCCUCCCCGGGCUGCAGGGCGCCGAGGCCAGUGCUCUGCAGCUCAGGAUCAAGAACUCCAUCUGCAAAUCUGUUCAAUCAAAAGUGGAAAACAUUCUGCAAGAUGUCGAGAAGUUCUCAGACAUUGAAAAACUCUACCUCUACCUUAAGUUGCCUUCUGGUCCGAGCAGCAGCACUGAUAAAAGUGACCAGUGCGCCCUGUCAUCAAGCCGCACUCAGCAGAUGCAUGCGUUCAACUGGAUCCGCAAUCACUUAGAGGAAUACCCAGAAACAUCUCUCCCCAAACAAGAAGUCUAUGAUGAAUACAAGAGCUUCUGUGACAAUCUCAAUUACCACCCGCUGAGCGCUGCGGACUUUGGCAAAAUGAUGAAAAAUGUCUUCCCAAACAUGAAGGCGCGUCGACUUGGCAUGAGAGGAAAAUCAAAAUAUUGCUAUAGUGGAUUGAGGAAGAGACCCUUUGUUCACAUGCCAUCGUUACCCACUCUGGAUCUCCAUAAAACACCAGAAGGACUGCAGUGUGAUAUCCUGGAGUCACCAGGUCAGCUCAGCAGCAUCAAGGAGGAGGUGCGGUUUGCAGCCUGUGACCUGGUGUGUGAGUGGGCCCAGAAGGUGCUGAAACGCCAGUUUGAUGCCGUGGAGGAUCUGGCUCGCUUCCUCAUCGACAGCCACUACAUCAGCAACAAGUCUCUGGCAGCUCUCACCAUUGUGACGGGCACAGCCACAGGUAACACUCAGGUUCUCCUGCUGGCCUCAGGUUCUGCGUGUUAA
Paralichthys olivaceus (Japanese flounder) is the source of this 888-nucleotide messenger RNA. The record is from RefSeq and is a predicted model, not a curated record. NCBI's taxonomy places the organism in Eukaryota, Metazoa, Chordata, Actinopteri, Pleuronectiformes, Paralichthyidae.